Messenger RNA from Babjeviella inositovora NRRL Y-12698, 2283 nucleotides. It is a transcript of the gene SEC6, whose product is annotated as SNARE-binding exocyst subunit. NCBI's taxonomy places the organism in Eukaryota, Fungi, Ascomycota, Pichiomycetes, Serinales. The record is from RefSeq and is a predicted model, not a curated record. Gene Ontology annotation, cellular component: exocyst. Bases 1 to 2283 code for a protein of 760 amino acids. Gene Ontology annotation, biological process: exocyst localization; exocytosis. Gene Ontology annotation, molecular function: SNARE binding. The transcript has a single exon.
AUGCCGAACUCUCUUGCCCGGGUCUCGGAGCUUCUCAAGACUGAGGAUGACUUGGCCAAAGUGGCCACCAUUAAAGAACAAUUUGCCAAAGAAAAGGCGUCCAUCGACGUGAAGUUGAACGCAGCGCUCCAACAGCAAAUCGAGACCAUCAUGCGCAACAUCCGCAACCUCAACAGCUCAUCGGCUAAGAUCGCAACCGUCAAGACGAACUUACUGACAAUCGAUGCGAUUUACCGCGAUUCCAAGACGUCGAUUGCGCGCUACGAUGUGAUCCAGGAGUUCACGCGUAUGCACGCGUACAUCCAGGAAACGGGCGAGUUGUACACCAACAUGUCGCACUUCCAUGUACACAUGAAGGAGGUGGAGGCACUUAUUGACUCAGAACUCUCACAGGGAAUUCAGAUUGACUCGCUGGUACCGCAGCUUUUGCGAAUCCACUACAAUCUCAACGCGGCGGCCAACUUCCGCGACCGCUUGGAGCGGUACGCGGCGACGACUAACUCCGACUUCCGCUCGAUCGUGGCGCGCAUCGUAGCGCCGCUUGUGCCCGCCGAAGAGAAGUUCCGUGGCAUGUUGCACGACAUUAUCACGGGCUUGGUGGAGUCGCUAAAAGACGGAAAUGUCGCCUUAGUGUUGAAGGUAUUCCGCGUGGUUGAGUACGAAGAGCGCGAGGACUUGAAGUUGGCGUUGGCCGAAAAGUUGGGCCUGGAAGCUGGGCUGAGUCUCACGAGCCAGCGGUCAAAGCCACGCGAAUACUUUGCCUUUUUUUUGAAAUCGAUCGAGGACUCGAUCAACGAGACGUUCCAAAAUUGCGAGGAUGCAUUCGAGAACAAGAUUGACGUGUUAGACAACUUGGACUGGAUUUUCAAUGACCUCCUCAUGGUGAAAAAUGAGCUUAUGAAGUACGCACCCGCGCGCUGGUGCUUGUUCGACCGCUACUACACGUUCUACCACGCGCGGAUGCAUGCGUUUAUUAACGAGACUGUCGCACGCGACCCCAGCUCCGAAGAGAUUCUCCGCAUCCUCAGCUUCGAUAAGCUCUACACGGAUGUGGCGGUGAACGAGCUUCAGAUUGCUAAGAAAGAUAUCAAGCCGUUGUUCAAGGAUAAGGAAGAGUUUUUGGACAACUAUCUUACGUUGAUGACGGACAAGGUGACGGAGUGGAUGGGCAACUUGGAGGUGCGUGAACAAGAGGAGUUCAAGGCACGCACGCACCUGCCGGAGUCCGCGGACGACCUCUAUACAUUGCAGGCGAUCACAACGAUUUUCCAGAUCUUCAACCAGCAGAUUAAUAUUGCAGCAGAUUCUGGCUACGGAAAGAUCGUUAAUGGGGUUGUUGCAAGCUUCUGUGCUAUUUUGAACCGCCGCACUACGCACUGGAACGCGUUGUUGCGUGCUGAGGUCGACGCCACGCUCAACAGCACGAGAAACAACGUACGCGCCACAAUUGGUAGCAACGCCGAGGAAGUCAGCCCAGGGCUCCUUGAAUACACAAUUGCGCUCGCAAAUGACCAGAUCAAGUCCGUGCACUACUGCGAGACGAUCUUGGACAGCUAUAGCGGCAUGUUGUCGCGCAAAUACCAGGAUGAGGUGUCCGCCAGCUUGAACCAGGUCAUGGAUGGCUUUGUGGAUUUGGGGAACAACUGUAUUCACAGUUUGGUAGUUAUCAUGUUCAACGACUUAAUCCCUAACUUUGACUUGAUCCUCUCUAGCCAGUGGUACAAGCAGAAGUCGCCUGACAAAAUCGUGCAGCCGAUCGCGGAAACGUUGAUGGACUAUUUGACUGACUUUGAGAGCUCGCUCAAUGGCGUCCUUCUCGACUUGUUGGUGGAUUCUACUGUGGACUACACCAUCUUGUACUACUUUAAGGCGAUGCGGUUUAAGCAUAAGUUCAAGAACGACAAGCUCUUCGGUUUGGUGACCCGCGACGUGGAGCUGCUUUUCCCUGUUUUUGCGCCGUUCUACAACUCACCGGACGAAGUGCGCACCGUGGAAGUGUUACAACGCAAGUUCCGUGUGUUUGAGUUGUUCAUGGACCUCGUGAGCAUCGAACGUGAUCAGAUCCCCGGCACCUGGAAUGAGAUCUUGGACGAGUUCAGCGACUUUUCGUUGGAGUUUAUCGAGGGGGUCUUGUCAUGCCGUAAGGACAUUGAUAGUGCCCACGCCGCGUUGCUUCUUUCCGAGUUGAAGGGCUUGAGCGAGGCAUUCAAAUACAAAAGCCAUGCCGUUCCGUUGGUUGCAACGUUCAUGAAGAAGUUCAGGUUGGAAGGGGACAUCCUUUAG